CACAAUAAUAAAUAUGCCGUCUGUUUUGAAGCGGGAGAAAAAUCCCCCGGUGCUGAAAUAAAAAGUUCUGAAUAUUUGUGAUAAAACUGCAUCUCAUACAACCAAUUUAGUCAUGGCAGAGGGAUUACCUUCUUUAUCAUGGCAGGACAAGAUUACUCAAGCUAAACUGAAGAUAAAAAAAUGGGAGGGGGAGUUCAAGGUUGCCAACAGUUGCCGUCCAGAUAAGGCAGCCUUAGCUACAGCGCCAGAUGACAUCAAGGCAGCAUACAAGGCAUAUCACUACUACCGUAAAACUCUGGAACACUUAAACAGUGCUACAACAGAGCCUGAGAGAGGGACAAGUGGGAAUUCAUGUACAAACAGUUUAGACCAGAAGACUGUUGAUAAAACUGUGGAUGAGGAGAGUUGUGGUACUGUGUUAAAGACCCACAGCAUCAGCAGCAGUCUGAUUCCCAAUGGUAAAGACUCUUCCCCAAAAAAUAAUCAUUCUGAAAGAGUAACAACUGAAAAUGGCGAAGAAGAGCAUUUAGAUGCUGAUGCAAUAAAGAAAACAUCCACAGUGUGUGCUCCCUUACUCUCACAGGAUCCUGGUGUUUCACAUGAGGUAACAACAGACACUUUAGCCUUACAACCAUAUACCACCAGUAAAGACAAUGUAUGGGGCACACACCUCAAUAAAAGUGAUCACCAGACACUUAAGAAAGUGAACAACAAGCAUGAGUCUUUGUACUCAAAAAUGGCUGAAAAGCUUCGAGCUAGAAGCUCCAUAAAAGUGAGAACAUCCCUCAAGAAAUCUAAAGAUAGUAUAGUUCCACUUAAAAGAGAGAUGCCAGGUGUACUAAAAGCUCAUAAGCAUUCGUCAUCUGUUGAGACAAACACUGACGUAGAUGCUUGUACUGACAAAGAAAAUGUUUUUGGAGUGGCUAGUGAAGACAAACCAAACUCACACAUACCUGUAGGUGGUGGCCUCAGUGCUCAAGACUUAGCCACUGCAGACAGAACUUUGAAUGGACAGUGUGCUUCUAGGCUUGAUACACCAGUUCCAGAAAAUGAAAAACCCUUUGUAUCUGAAAGUAUAGCAGAAACAAAGUCAAGUAUAUUUGAUACCCUGGAAAAUAAUUCCUCUAAAGUCCUCUUUAGAGUACAAAGAGGACAAGUCACUAAAAAACUCCAAACUCAAGCCAUCAGUGCCAUUUCUCACAUCACAUUUGCAGACCCACAAAGUGAUUUGUUGGCCACCAGAAGAAAGGCAGGUCUAAACCAUGGGUGGGUGGUGCGAUGUACAGGUACAGAUGUUCUUGGUGAGGAACAGGAAGGCAAAGAUUUGACUGAUUCAUCUGAGUCUUGGAAAAUGAAGCUUAUUGACAGAGACUGGGUAAGUGAUGACAAAGAUACCCAAUGUUUACCACCACAAAUCUUAACCUCCAGUAUGGAUGAUGAUGAUGAUGAUGAUGAUAAUGUUGACCAGAUGCAACCUGAUUUAAUCACCUCAUCAAACAGGAGAGACCACCCUGUGCAUAGGAAACACAAAGCCACAAAAACUAAAAAUAAAGAACCAGUAUUAAGAAAAAAAGAUAAAAUGGUAAAAAAUGGUUUAAUGCAUGAAAGGGGGAACGUUUGUGAAGUAACUGAAAAAACCUCAGCCAUAGAAGAAACAAGUGAUGCCGAGACUGAAGAACAACCCAAAGUACGACGACUUAGAUCAAGGAAAAACAUGAUUAACAGUCCCCCAGAGAGUGUCAGGACAGAUUUUCAUGUAGAGGAAGAUGUUUAUAAUUUUCAUAGAGAAAUUUCUUCCCCUGAAAGAGAAACUGAAAAUGACACGACUUGGGUAGACCGAAGACAGGGAAGAUUGAGAAAGGAAGAGACUUGUGACUCUAAGUUUCUUGAUGAGAACGUUGAGGCUGAUAGUGACACAGAUUCUCGCCCAAGAAAGGGGGUAAGUGACGAAGAAUAUCAAAUUGAGGAAGAAAACCCCCAGAAUAUAAAAGGAAGGAAAAGGAAGAAAGUGGAAAGCCUAGAAGACCUGGAAGAGAGUGGGAAGAUCCAGUCCGUUUGGCCACCACCCAAGAGAAAAAGAAUAGGCAAAAAGAAGACAGCGAGGACUGCAAUGGAGGUGAAGAGACUGCCACAAAUGGAUGGCAUCGUAAAUCAAGCGGCAAAAGGAGGAAAAAGAAAAGCACCCAAGGCCAAAAUGCCAAAGGCUGUUACAGUAGCCAAGAGGAAACAACAAAAAGACACAGAGUCAAGUACAAUUGCCAAAAAGACUAGAAGAAAGGUGCCAAAGACUCAAAAACUGACCAGUCAAGUCCACCAGAAACAGAAUGAAGGGCUACAGUGUUCACAGCCUGGCAAUGACGAUUAUAAUGAAUUGGAGGAUAUAGAGGCACAUGGCUUGAAAAAAACAAAUGGUAAACCGUACAUGAGCACCGAAGAACGUUUUAUGAAGAAAAUCGCUACUGGGGCUUGCAACAAUAACUUUGUACGUAUUAACCUGAAGAAGAAAGUAUUUGUUCGUGGCAAGAAGGGCAUGACUGGUGGUAAAUACAAAAGACAGGAAUGGAAAAAGAAACAGAUUAUGAAGAGUGCUGAUGGUGGUAACUUGGGUGCCAUAAAGAAACUAACAUGUUUCAAGUGUGGUGACUUUGGACAUUGGUCCAAGAAUUGCAUAGGUAAGAGAGGAGAUAAUCUUCUCCCUUUAGAAAAUUAUAAUGAGAAGGAAUCAACAUUUUUGAGCCUAGAGGAAGCAGCAUCAAUGGCCUUGGGAAUCAAACCUUGUAGCAGUGCAUUGCCAGUGUCCAAAUUAUUCCUUAAAGAAGAAGCAGGAGAAAGAAAUGAUAACAAAGAUGAAUGUGUUAAAGGAGAGCAAUCUGAUGGAACUCAUGAACCAACAGGAAGUAAAGUAGCUGAGGAUAAACAGGAGGUUGGCAUGAAUGUUGAUGAAAAUGAGAUGCUCUUAAAUCCAGAUGAUGAUUGCACAGAACAGUCCAAAGAUGAUGAUUGCACAGGACAGUCCAAAGAUGAUGAUUGCACAGGACAGUCCAAAGAUGAUGAUUGCACAGGACAGUCCAAAGAUGAUGAUUGCACAGGACAGUCCAAAGAUGAUGAUUGCACAGAACAACCCAAAGAUGAUGAUUACACAGAACAGUCCAAAAACAAUGAUAUAUUUAGUCCCAUGGAUUUAGAUGAUGAUAUUUUUGCUGAUAUGGAAGAAACUGAUGAACAAAAUGAUGAUGAUAAAGUUUACACAAGAAGUACAGAACCUACUAAUACCCAGCAUUCAGGUUCUUCACAACAGCCAAAUUUAUUAUCUUAUAAUUCCCUAGGAUAUGAUAGACCAACUGUUGAUCCUCUUUAUCCUUUAGACAAUGGAGAGGUUGGUUCUACCCCAGAGGAAGUAUAUGAUGCACUUGAGAUGUUUGGCUACUCCUCCUUCAGACCAGGUCAGGAGAAUGCCAUCAUGAGAGUCUUAUCUGGGCAGUCAACUUUGUUGGUCCUCUCAACAGGUUCUGGCAAGAGUUUAUGCUACCAGCUUCCAGCUUACCUUUAUGCCAAACACAAUCACUGCAUCACCCUAUGUGUAUCACCACUUGUGUCACUCAUGGAGGACCAAGUUACUGGUCUUCCCAGCUUUCUGCACGCCGUUUGCCUUCACACACACCAGAACACAACCCAGCGUUCAUUUGCCAUCAAUGCCAUACAGUCAGGAACUGCUCACAUUUUGCUUGUUUCUCCAGAAGCUGUUGUAGCAAGCCGCAGUGGUGGAGUACUUGGUUCUCUUCUUAAAGAUUUACCUCCUGUAGCCUUUGCCUGUCUGGAUGAAGCCCAUUGUGUGUCAGAAUGGUCUCAUAAUUUCCGUCCGUCAUAUCUUCGUGUGUGUCAAGUCUUACGAGAGAGGUUAGGCAUUCAGACAAUUUUAGGAUUGACAGCUACAGCUCGCCAAGCCACAGCUCUCAGCAUUGCACGACAUUUGCUCAUUCCUGAUUUUGACACUGGAGUAAUUCGUGGAGCAAGUGUUCCAGAAAACCUCUUGUUGUCUGUAUCUCGUGAUGAAUUCCGGGAGCAGGCAUUGAUAACGUUGCUUCAAGGAGACAGGUUUUCAGAAUGCAGCUCCAUCAUCAUAUAUUGCACUCGACGGGAUGAAUGUGAGCGAGUUGCCACACUGAUCAGGACUCAGCUCAUGAAGCCUACAAAGGUCGAUGUAAAGAGCAACCUGAAGAGGACAAGGGGAAUAUCUUUUGAUGCCGAGGCUUACCACGCUGGACUGAGCUCAUAUAGGCGGCACAAGAUUCAGAAACAAUUUAUGUCCGGCAAGUUGAGAAUAGUUGUUGCCACAGUGGCAUUUGGCAUGGGUAUAGACAAGGCCGAUGUACGGGGUGUCAUUCACUUCAACAUGCCCAGAAACAUUGAGAGUUACGUGCAGGAAAUUGGGCGUGCUGGACGUGAUGGUGAAGAUGCUCAUUGUCAUUUGUUUCUUGAUGCACGUGAUGGGAGAGAUAUCCAGGAACUCAAGAGACACAUUUAUGCCAAUUCUAUGGAUCGGCACACAGUAAGGAAACUCCUGAACAAAAUUUUCAAACCUUGUGCUUGUUCUAAAGUAAAAGAUCUUGAAAUAGAAUGUGUGACCAGAGAGGAAAAUACUAAUGAAGGGAACAGUGUUGAGGUUAAUAGUAGCAAGGCUCCAGCAUCACCAUCUGCUGUGUCACCUCCUGAUGCCCCAUCUUCUCCCAGCAACAGUCAGACAUUGUCCAGGACAAAUGAAGCCAAUGAAGAUAGCAACAUCUCAAUAAAUGAACGCACCUCUGCUGAAGACUCUUUCUCAGUACUGUUAUCUCGGUCUUCCUGUCCAAGACAUGAAGUAGCAAUACCCAUAGACGAUAUAGUGAAAGAACUAGAUCUUCCUGAAGAAAAUCUUGCAACACUGUUAUGUUACUUGGAACUGCACCAAGGAAGUAUCAUUCAUCUCAAUUCACAUGCAUAUGCGAACUGCACAGUGUCAUGCUAUGGAGGGCCUAGACAGUUGGUGGCAGUGAGUCGCAAAUGUCCACCUCUGGCCGCUGCCAUUGCCCUCGAACGUCAAAAAGGAGUUAGAUUUGAAAACGUUAAUCGAGUGAGUUUCCCUGUGGUGGAGGUAGCCUCUUGCAUGGGCUGGAAUAGCAAGAUAGUAAAAAGGGAAUUAAAGUCACUGGAGUGGAACACACAAGAUCUUUCACGAGGAGGAAGUGUCAAACGAUCAGGAGUAACGGUGGAAUUCACUGAUCUCUCUUUUCACAUGGAAGCUCGAGGAGAUUUGAGUAAUGAUGAGCGCGAUCAACUUCUUGAUAACCUUUUUAAGCGUGCUCAGACCCAGGAACAAAAUCAGCUGCUGCAGCUCCAUUAUACAUAUGAAAAGCUACGUUCUGUUUCCCACAACUCUAUUCUGCUAUGUUGUGAUUCUGUUGAUAUGAACCGUUGUACCAAACUACAAGGGGAAUUGCGAAGGUACUUCUCGAAGGAUGGUACAAAUUUGUCUGAGGUUCAACUUGAGGAAAAAGUAUAUAUUCGACCCGAGAUAGAAGCAGGUGUUCGUAGUAGUGUACGUGCUUUUAUAUCUACCCACAUGGAUCAUCAGUGGACAGGUCGUGCUGUAGCACGAGUCUUCCAUGGUAUAGGUUCACCAAACUUCCCUACUGAGGUAUGGGGUCGUGUUCGACGAUUUUGGAGACAACAUUUAAAUGUGGCCUUCAAUAUACUGGUGAGACUUGCUACUCAGGAAAUUCUCAGAUGUAAAUAGAAUUCCUUUUGUAAAAUUUAUUUAGAACCAGUGUUUUAUAAGAGUUUUAAUGCUGAAAUUGAAAUAACUUACAUAAAAAACAAUGUAAAUAAAUGUAUUUUCAUUCAUGGAUUGUAUUCAUCUAAAUUGUCAAGUCUUUUUAAUGUCAAUAAAUUUUCAUAUUCA
This is a messenger RNA of Homarus americanus (American lobster), 5938 nucleotides long. RefSeq lists its product as uncharacterized. The coding region runs from base 113 to 5773 and encodes 1886 amino acids. The transcript has 3 exons. Gene Ontology annotation, cellular component: nucleus; chromosome; cytoplasm. The record is from RefSeq and is a predicted model, not a curated record. Gene Ontology annotation, biological process: double-strand break repair via homologous recombination. Gene Ontology annotation, molecular function: 3'-5' DNA helicase activity; four-way junction helicase activity; zinc ion binding. NCBI's taxonomy places the organism in Eukaryota, Metazoa, Arthropoda, Malacostraca, Decapoda, Nephropidae.